CGCGCGAAGAAGAACGACGCUGCGGAAGUGACGUCAUCAAAGCGGUGCUCCCGACCUUGCGUAGAGCAUGGAAUUUAUUUAAAAAGCAACCUAAAAUGUUCUCACAUUACGUGCUGUUUUAUUGCUCGUGUUGAUUUGAUCAAGAUUCACACGAUGAUAUCUUUAAUCAAGACUGCCGUGGGUAGCGUGGCCGCCGUCUGUAGCCGUGGUCACCAACAAGGACUCCUGCACGGCCACUUGAAAGCUCUAACCUCCGGAGUGAAGACAUACGAAAUCCCUCCUGACUUCAGCGAUGUGCUGAUGCCGGAGAGGACCAAACUGAAGUUUAUGGACAAGGUGCCUAACUUGAAAAAACCUAAGAAGGAGAUGAAGAAGCUGCGAGACAUUCAAGGCCCCGCUAUGACUUCGAACACCUUCACCAAUGGACAGUACGCCAUAGUGGCUAUGGGAGGGGGCUACCUCCAUUUUGGUCACAUCGAGAUGAUGCGUCUAAUAGUCAACCGAAAGAUGGACACCAGAACCACGUUUGCCCGCUGGCGCAUCAAAGCCCCGUACAAGCCCAUCACCCGUAAAGGGCUCGGUCAGCGCAUGGGUGGAGGCAAGGGAGCCAUCGACCACUACGUGACGCCUGUGCGCUGCGGUCGCUUUAUCAUAGAAGUCGGGGGCAAGGUGGAGCUCAAGGAAGUGGAGGAUUACCUCAUCGAAAUCACCAAAAAGCUUCCAUUUCCUUCUAAGGUGAUGAGUAGAGAGAGCCUAGAAGCCUUCAAACAGAAACAGAUCGACAAGGAGAAGAAUAACCAAAACCCAUGGACUUUCAAAAAGAUCGUCCAAGGGAACAUGCUCGGUAUUAGGAAGGUCCUCAGCCCGCGUGACCUGGCGAAUCAGGGACGAUACACAGGAAAAUUUUUCUCUCCCGGUAGAGUGUGAUCGUCCCCAAAGACACUUCUUCCCAACGCCAUUGGAGGAUCCUUCGAUCUACUUUUCCGAAUAUAUAUGAGAGACUUGUGCUAUGCAUCUCCAUUUGAAAUGUCUUCAUCUUCAUCACCUUUUUCUGACAAAUCCACCCAUAACAAUAUUGAGUUUUAGCCUCAUCAAUAAAAAAAUAUUUCAAUGUGAAAA
Molecule: messenger RNA, 1119 nt
Organism: Nerophis lumbriciformis (worm pipefish)
Lineage: Eukaryota; Metazoa; Chordata; Actinopteri; Syngnathiformes; Syngnathidae
Gene: mrpl16
Product: mitochondrial ribosomal protein L16
Biological process (GO): mitochondrial translation
Cellular component (GO): ribosome; mitochondrial large ribosomal subunit
Molecular function (GO): rRNA binding; structural constituent of ribosome
Source: RefSeq, a predicted model, not a curated record